AUGUGCGCGGCGGAUGCUGAGGACGAUCGUAACAUCAUUACGACGGUUACCCGGCACUGGGUUCCUGAAUUCCCUCGCAUAUACGGCCAAGAAAUCGUAACCUAUGAGGAUGGCCUGUGGGGACCGCAGGAGUAUACGCGCUGGCCUCAGCUAUUCAGCGAGCGGUGCAUCCACCACGCGUGCAUCCCGCUGCGUAUGUCGAGUUAUUCCCCUGGGUUGCAGGUCUACGAAGGCUUCGGUUUCAUGGCUUGGGAGCAAUCAAUGACGUCUGGCGUUAGUGGGUUUGGAUUCCUCAGGCAGUCGUUACUCAAGGAACUGUAUGAAACGGCGUGUCGCGUACUGGUCAAAUAUGAUGAAGCCGAACGGACAGCGCGCAAAAAUGAUAACUUCGCGCCCGGUGCUACCUCCGGUGUCGAUCGGCGACUCGGGAGAAUGCUCAGCUUACUCCUGAGGAACGCUAUUGAUCGCCUCAGGUUAGUGCCUACGACUGAGCAGCAUGCCCUCGUCGCCGGGCAGAUGGCGAACCGGCUCAUCCUGGAACUCUCAGGAUUGACGGUGUACUACAGCGUGGUUGUGCCUCGCAUCGCUAGUACCCGGUCAUACGAUCACUCCGUCCUCGACGUCCUAGGAGCGUUCGUCCGCAACGCAGCGACCGCCCAGCUUUGCUAUCGAAUCGGCCUCCCUUACUGGUACAUUCAGCCCUGGUCUCCCGAUAUCACCAUUCAUAGGGUCGUCACGCCCCGACUAUGGUCGUCGGAGCUCAGCAAGCAAGCUGCAUAUCCGCGCAUUCCGAAGGCGUGGUAUGAUCCCGACGGGACCCAUCAGGACCCAGGGCGAUGGACCCACCCAUCGGUGGUCUUCGUAUGCAAUUCGCUUUGCUCAUCGGCGUUGCCGCGAUUGCAGCCAGUCGUUCGACCCGAGGGUGCCGAGAACGAGACAAAGCGGUUCAAGGGCACUGACGCAUCCACCUCACUGGUGCCUGCCCCUAAACAGACAACGCAACAUACUCGCAACUCCAAGAAAAGGGGCAAUCGCUCGCGCGGUCACCGUGCCGGGGCCAAGUCCCAUGAGACACAUCCGGCCACGACGUACGAAUCGCCUCCGGACGAUCUCGUCGCGGUCGCGCCGAAUUGGCAUGCCGCUCUGGCUAAAGCGUCUCCUCAGCCACAUCCUCCUCCCACUGCAUCGCUCUACUACUUCCCCCCGCCCUUUCUCAUCGCCAACGCCAAAACCAAUCAGGCGCGCUACAUCCACAACUUCGCGCGCAUCCGUCACUUCUGCAAGCUCCGCCUAGUGGACGCUUCGAUCAAUGGUGCUCCUCUACGUAUCUCGGAGUGGCGACAUGCCGUGUAUGGCGAUUACCGCCUAGAGGAAGGCGUAGACGAUGUUUCUUCGAGCAGGGAGCCCGGCGAGGUAGUGAGCAAGGAACCAACAAUACACCAGCAGCGCCGUGAUGCUGUUCGGGGACUAUUUGGGAAGUGCGGUGGACUCUCAUCAUACCAGGACACGGAGGUCUACCCAUAUCGUGGAACGGAGGUUACCUUGCAAGUGGCCACUGUCGACAAACAUGUGCAUGCCAUGGUCCUUUGGGAAUUGUACGAAACGAACUGGCGCUGCGAACUUCGGGCCCUCGAUGCUCUCGUAGUCGAUCACAACACCGAUGCUUUCCGGAAAUGGGAGCGCGAGCAGCUCGUCACGGAGGUAUGGCGUACGUCUGAUUUGCAGACCGCCUUUUCGGCCCUCGACAUCUCCUCGCGUACGUUCUCCUGGACGCCCGCGGGCGAAAAGGGAUGGGAGCGCCGCCGGGAUAAUUUGUGGGCGUUUCUGAAUGUCCUGAGAGCAUGGCCGGCAUGCCCAGAAGCACUGCGCGUCAACACCGAGGACAUCCGAAAGUGUGACGACGUAGUAACUUUCAAUACUGUAGAAUCGUGCGCUCUCCGCUUCUAUGUCGACACGUUUAUCACCAAAUUCCAUCGUCUGCCCUGUCCCCCGGUGCACCUUGUUCAUCGAGUGGCGUAG
This is a messenger RNA of Rhodofomes roseus, 2019 nucleotides long. RefSeq lists its product as uncharacterized. Lineage: Eukaryota; Fungi; Basidiomycota; Agaricomycetes; Polyporales; Fomitopsidaceae. The record is from RefSeq and is a predicted model, not a curated record. Bases 1 to 2019 code for a protein of 672 amino acids. The transcript has a single exon.